UACUUAGAGGGCGUGACAUGGCGAAUCAAUUGCUUGAAGUGCUUGUUGCUCAUAAUAACAAAUCCAAUAAUCAUCACUAUCUAAAUAGAUCAUAUGAUGAUGAUGAUGAUAAAGGGUUAAUGGUACUAUUACCAUAUGCUGAAGAUCUUGUGCAUCAAGUACUAAGAUCAUUCACGAAUUCCCUUUUGAUCUUGAACACUACUACUACCACUAAAAGUGAUGCUAUUGAUCAUGAUGUUUUCUCCGAUGGAAGGGUGGUUUUUGAUUCUGCAAAAUUCAGAGAUUUCUCUUCUACUACUUCUUCUCCGAGUCUUCAUCACACAAACAAUAAUCGAUUAAGAAAAUCAUCUGUACCAACAUGGGAGAAGGAUAGUCCAAUUUUAAUUGAAGAUGGACAUGAAUGGAGAAAAUAUGGACAAAAGAUGACAAUGAAUUCAAAAUACCUAAGGAAUUAUUAUAGGUGCAGUCACAAGAAUGAUCAAGGUUGCCCAGCAACAAAAAAAGUGCAACAAAUUCAAGACAAUCCACCAUUGUUCCGAACAAGCUAUUAUGGUCAUCACAUAUGCAAAAGCAUCACUUAUAAUGAGGAAACAAUUUUGGCAUCUGAAUCUUUUUCCGAAACUUCUAUGUUCCUUAGCUUCAAUAAUAAUAAUAAUAAUAAUAAUAAUAACAAUAAUAGAAAUGUUAUUAUUACACCUAGCAAAGAACACCAAUUUUCAUCAUCACAAGCUUUUGGAUCAAAAAACUUCAUCUCACAAAACCAAUUAUUACUAUCUUCAUCAGAUUACUACCACCCAUUAUGUGUCUAUGAAGAACUUGGUUUCGACUAUUCUAGGCACCAUGAUCCUAUGCUAUAUUCCACUGAUGAAAAGGUUCAAUUUGACAAUAAUGCUUUAGGGUGGGACUUAUUGGAUUAUGAUGGCUUGGCAUGUUAUGGUCAACAAAAUUAAGAAGACUUUUGGUGACGUCAGCUUGGAACAGAGAUUCAAUAGAAUU
Arachis stenosperma is the source of this 996-nucleotide messenger RNA. Its product is annotated as probable WRKY transcription factor 38. Gene Ontology annotation, molecular function: sequence-specific DNA binding; DNA-binding transcription factor activity. The coding region runs from base 18 to 950 and encodes 310 amino acids. NCBI's taxonomy places the organism in Eukaryota, Viridiplantae, Streptophyta, Magnoliopsida, Fabales, Fabaceae. The record is from RefSeq and is a predicted model, not a curated record. The transcript has 3 exons. Gene Ontology annotation, biological process: regulation of DNA-templated transcription.